Messenger RNA from Daktulosphaira vitifoliae (grape phylloxera), 705 nucleotides. RefSeq lists its product as uncharacterized. The transcript has 4 exons. NCBI's taxonomy places the organism in Eukaryota, Metazoa, Arthropoda, Insecta, Hemiptera, Phylloxeridae. The record is from RefSeq and is a predicted model, not a curated record. Bases 212 to 592 code for a protein of 126 amino acids.
UGUUAAAAAUAUUUAUCGAGUUACAUCUAAAUUUAGAGACGCUAACAAACGUAGACAAAUAUUUUUGACACAGAUUCCGAUGAAUUUAUCAGUAUAAAAGACGAACUGGCGAUCGUUAGAAUCAAAUCGUGUUCACUUCGAUCCAUUGGAAGUCAGCAGUAAAUUCAAACAGACUUAAACUAUCAAAAAGAGUAUUCGACACUUGAAUAAAAUGGCUCACUUUAAAAGCGCAGUUGUAUUGUGUUCAGUGUACUUCAUUGCCGGUGCUUUGUCUAUUACUAACGAUGAAAUAAAAAAAUUGUUAUCGUUCAUUGGGAAAUUAGUGGAAAAUAAUUAUGAUCUUUCAGAUAAUGCUUUGAGUGAUUUUUCGCCGGAGGCCAAGAAUAUUAUAAAUGUGAUUACAUCACAUGACCAACAAAAAAACCUUACAUUUAGCAAUGAUGAUUUUAAUAAGAUUUGUGAUGAAUUGAAAGAACAGUAUCCACUUAUAAUGCAAAUGAGAAAACCAUUGAAGGAUAUUUUAAAGACAAAACCUGAAUCUCUCGUUGGAUAUCCACCAUUUACUAUUGUGGAAAAAAGGCGACAAUUCUAAAGCGAUUUUUGAUGAUCUUCUAUUUGUUUCACUUUUUAUUAAUUUAAGUAAUAUUUUUGUUUCAUUUUGUCGCACCUAUUGUAAUUUAUAUAAAUUUGAGUUUUUUUUUUAAA